GUUUCUACCGACGCAUUUCGUCGUCUCUCACAAAAAUUCCCAACGACAUAAACCAGUUUCCUUCACCCUGAUUCCCAACAACACCACCAGCCCAACACAACUUUGAACUCUUAGUUCCCAACAAACACCCAGAACCCCAUUUCUCUAAUGUCAAACUGUACAGUCUAGACCUGCACAGUUGAGAGUUGAGACCAGUGAUGGAGCCAAGCUCAACACAAGGCUCUUCAGAGCUACCAACAACAACAUCAAAUGAAGGAGGGCAAUGAUCUUGUGGUGGUUCUGGUCCAUCCCUACUCUGUCCUGGGUGGCUGUCAAGGCCUUUGGAGAGGCAUAGCAGCAGGGUUAGCUGAGAAAGGUUUCAAAGCUGUCACUUUUGACAUGAGAGGAGUUGGAAGGUCAACUGGAAAGGCUUCUCUUACUGGGUUUUCAGAAAUCAAGGAUGUGAUUUCUGUGUGCAAAUGGGUCUCUGAGAAUUUGUCUGCUAAUAGAAGUUUGCUUGUGGGUUCUUCUGCAGCUCAACUGUCCUUUAAUCAUCUAAAGUUGGGAUUUUGAUGAUGUAAGAGUGCAAAUAAGUGGGAUCCACAGGUCUUUCUGCAACUGUAGUGAAUUUUCUCUCUAGGUAGCAGAAAGAAGACGUGAAGAAGAAGCAAGGCGCGGCGAGCAUUUUGAAGAGAAUGAAGCAGAAUGGUAGGACAGGAGUUGGGCGGGGUAAGAACUCUUCGGAUGUUUCGGAGGAUGAGAGUAAGGAUAGCAUGGUGGAUGAAGAAGAGGAGGAGGAGGUGGAGGAAGAAAAGAAGAAGAAGAGAACUGAGAGGAAGAAAACGGAGGUGGAGAGGAAAGUGAGGGUGACUCGUAGCUCUAGUGGAAAUCGGGGAAGAGGUCAGGAGAGUGGUGGGAGGGGGAAGAGAGGGGUCGGGAGGCCGCCUAAGAAACCAGAGACGGCGGCUGCUGGAAGCGGAAAAGGGGGAGAGACAAUGGCAAGGCGGAUUAGGUGGGGAGUGCAGGGAGGCCGAGGAAACGAACAAGGAGGUGAUGGUGCGUGAGUGUUGUAUCAUGUAAAUUAAGCUUAGUGCGUGCUUUGGUUGGUUUUUGGUUCUUGUUUUCAUUUUGCUAGCUAAUGCUAUAGGAUGCUUAGGUUCAGCUGGUUUUAGUUAACUUUGGCCCAAAGAAGGCAAAAGAGAAUCGGGGUAUUACAAGAGGGGGAUAUAGAAAGGCAGAGAUGUAUCGUGAACUUGUAGAAUGCUUUUGGGCACCCAUUGCAUAUACACAGGGUUUUAUUUU
Messenger RNA from Rosa chinensis, 1281 nucleotides. RefSeq lists its product as uncharacterized. The coding region runs from base 250 to 552 and encodes 100 amino acids. Lineage: Eukaryota; Viridiplantae; Streptophyta; Magnoliopsida; Rosales; Rosaceae. The transcript is spliced from 2 exons. The record is from RefSeq and is a predicted model, not a curated record. Gene Ontology annotation, molecular function: hydrolase activity.